AUGGGAAGUGGAAGCCUUAGCAGCUUUUGCUUAAAGAUACCAGCGAAAGAACUUAAAGCUGCUUUAGGAGCUUCAAAAAACAAGUUUGAGGUUCUUACCUCAAUUGAUCCUGAAAAUUUGUUGCUUGCUGAUGAUGGUAAGAAGCAGAGAGCAGCUUCUUUAGGAGUGUCUAAACUUGUUCAGGACUUAAAGUUGAAGAAAAAAGAACAGCUUGAUAAAGUGAAGAAAAUGGAGGACAGGGGUGGUACCCUCUUCCUCUCCCAUUAUUUCAUGUUAAGGAAAAUCAUUAAUUGGGCUACUAGCUGUCAUAUAAGCAUCCUCUGUCUGCUGGAAACUCGUGUUAAGGAAAUCAACUCUGCUGACAUUCUAAACCGGAGUUUUAGUGACUGGGACUCCUAUUGCAACUACAAUCACGCAGUCAAUGGUCGUAUUUGGGUUCUUUGGCAUAAAUACCUGGCUUGUUCUGUCAUCUCUGCGUAUGAUCAGAGUGUUUCGAUUAAGGGCUCUUUUGAGGGACAAAGCUUUUGUGUCACUGCAGUGCAUGGAUUGAAUGAUGGUAAUGCUCGGAGACACCUAUGGAACCAAUUAAUCUCCCUGGAUAUUGUCAACCUUCCAUGGCUGAUUGGGGGCGAUUUUAAUAUCAUUUUGAACCCUGAGGAGAGCUCGGGUAGCAUCAAUACUUCUACUCUAGCUGAUAUCUCGGACUUUCGGAGCUGUGUGGAAAACCUGGGGGGUUUUGACCACUCGUUCACUGGUCCCUUACUUACCUGGUCAAAUAAGCAGCAGGAUUCGUAUUUAGCUCGCAAACUGGACCGAGUCCUGGUGAACUCUGCUUGGAUUGAUGCUUUUCCUGAAUCCGAUGUGGAGUUCCUCGCCCCGGGGGAUUCUGACCACUGUCCUGCUGUAGUGUGGCUCCGGAAAGCAGCCCCUGUUCCAGUGGAGGGUAAUCCUGCCCAAGUACUUUUUCAAAAGCUCAAACGGUUAAAAUGUCCUCUCAGAUAUCUCAACAAAAGCCACUUCAAUGACAUCUCCAAUCAGGUGAAACUGAAAAGAGAGGAGCUGAUGCGUAUUCAACUUGCAAAUCUUUCUGCUGGCAGUAUUGUCAACGAUGAAAUGCAAGCUGAAAGGGAGCUUCAUUCCCUUGAAGAAGCUGAGAUGCUUUUUUAUAAGCAAAAGGCUAAAGUCAGUUGGAUAAAUGAGGGUGAUCAAGGUACUCGCUUCUUUCAUUCGGUGGUGGCUAGCAAAAGGAAAAGCAGUACGAUAAUGGUUCUUUUUGAUCAAUCUGGUACUAGGCUCGACACUUUCGAUGAUAUGGCAAAUGAGGUGAUCAAAUUCUUUCAGUAUCAGCUGGGUACGACCGAUGCAAAUGUAAAGGGCUGUAGCACAGCUACAAUUAAAGAUCUCCUCAAUUACUCCCUUCCCUUGGGUGCUGACACUGUUUUAUGUCGUGAUGUCUCUGACGUGGAGAUUCGGAAAGCCUUAUGGGGACAGGGAAACGACAAGUCCCCUGGACCUGACGGUUAUAAUCCUUUUUUUUAUAAGGUUGCUUGGCCCAUUAUUGGAGAUGAUUUCACAACUGCUGUUAGGUAUUGCUUCGAAAACUCUUUCAUUCUUCCUGCUUUUAACUCCACAGCUGUUGUUCUUGUUCCCAAAGUGCCAAAUCCUAGCUUAGUCAAAGAUUUCAGGCCUAUUUCUUGUUGCACUGUGAUUUAUAAGACCAUCACCAGGAUAUUGGUUAAGCGCUUGUCUGCUGUGUUCCCCGACAUGGUAACCAAAAACCAAACUGCUUUCGUUAAAGAGAGAAGCAUUGUUGACAACACCCUCCUUGCCCAAGAGAUUGUCAGGGGUUAUAAUAGGAAAAAUAUUUCCCCUAGAUGUACGUUGAAGAUAGACCUCCAGAAGGCUUCGACUCCCUUGAUUGGAACUUCAUUUUGGUUACUCUGA
Molecule: messenger RNA, 1944 nt
Organism: Hibiscus syriacus
Lineage: Eukaryota; Viridiplantae; Streptophyta; Magnoliopsida; Malvales; Malvaceae
Exons: 4
Coding region: 1-1944 (647 amino acids)
Molecular function (GO): catalytic activity
Source: RefSeq, a predicted model, not a curated record